AGCUCGAUGAAAACUGACAUUCCUAACAAGUAUAUAUAGCAAAACUGAAGCGAAAUAGUAGUUUUAACAACUCAUAUCAUUUUUACUAAAUUAGGGAGACAUAAGUUCCGUAGUGAGGAAAAUCAGUGUUCUAGUAUUUGAGCGAGAUCCUUGAAGUACAAAACUGACGUUCUGAUACAUUUCAUAUGUAUCAGAAUAUGAUCAUAGUUGUAUUAGAAUGAGAUGUCGUGUUUAACCCGCCGUAUGUAUAUACCUUCGCAUCCCACUGUUCUUAAGUCUCUAUUAAAUUGUUUUCUUCAUGUGGGAAUAUUUUUUUCUCUUAUUUCUUAUCUGGUGGACGUAAUAAGUUUACAAUAUCAGCUAGGAUACGGGACAACAGCAACAACUAUUUCAACAAUAACAUCAAUUAUAACAAUAUCGUAAGUUGAAUCCAUGCAACGAAAUAUGAAAAGGAAAGUAAACUGUGCCUCAAAAAGAUUAAGAUACCACCAGCUCGGGAGUUAGCGCACGUGUGUAAUGCACAACUAACAGAUGUAGACGCUGGAGAAGAAAGAAUUAACAUAGUAAAUACCCUAUCAAUUCCACAAGGAAUAGUAAAGGUUUUUGGUAACUUUACCAUGGAGUGGCGCCUAACGACUCUUGGUGCGGGCCGACCAUGGCCUCCCUCCGAAGUCGUGAGUCCAUCUCGGCAUAACAAACGACCACACACCGAAUCAGGCCAAAAUUCCAUCGAGUACUGGGACUACACUAUGGAAUUGGAGAUGCUCAAAGGACCCGAAGACCUACAACUUGCUGCAGAACUGGGCAAAACGUUGCUUGAGAGGAAUCGUGAGCUGGAGGUGAGCCUCAAGCAACAGCAGACGGUAAUCGACGACCAGCGGCAGGAAAUAGAGUACCUGAGCAAACAGACAGCUGCUCUCAGGGAGGUGAAUGACUCACGUCUUCGUAUAUACGAACAGCUUGAGGUGUCCAUUCAGGACCUGGAAAAGAACAACCAGAGGCUGGCAGCUGAAGGUACAGCAGAUAAGAAAAAAAUAAAAAGUUUGAGUAGCACUGUUGAGUCACUUGAGGUGCGAUGUGAUGAUCUCCAAAGGAACCUGGAAGAAGCAAGAGCCAAAGUGCACCAUGAAAACCACCAGCAGCAGCUGCAGCAGCAGCAGCAGCAACAACAACAACAACAGCGGGGUCGUAACAAACGCAGGUCCCUCCUCUUUGAUGAACAAAGUGUCCGCCGCUCACAGUCAUGUGAAAGUACUGCACAGGUCUCAGAUGAUUAUGCACUGGAGGACUAUGAGAUACGAGCGCGUUUGGAGGACCUUCAAGAGAAGCUCAGCACCACACGGGAGCAGCUGGUAUCAGAAACUCUCAAGAAAGAAGAAUUGGAGAUACAACUAGCAUGCUUAUCUCAGGAAAAAUCAGUUAUGCUUGAUCAGCUGGCUGUUCUACAGGAAAAGGAACUAACUGUGAGGACAUUUGAUGAUGAACUUGCCUCACUGGAUGAUACUUCUUCUGGGCGUAUAUGCCGAAAGUGUCUGGGUAAUGUGGACGAAUUAGGAAGUAAUCCAACAUUGUACGACCUCAAUGACAGCAUUGAAGACACAGAUGCUUCCAUUGAAAGUAUUCAUGGAGAGUGUGCCCUCAUCCGGCUGAAAAAUGGUGGAUAUGCCUGGGGCAGCCAGGAAUCUUUGGCAUCAAUUGGACAGGUGGUGAACCAUGUGGGAUCUGAAGGCACAUCUCCUGGUACAGAGGCCAGUGAUGCUCCACAUAACUCUCUUCUGUCUGAGCUGGACACCUCUUAUCGCAUUCUUAUAGAAAAAUAUGAAGCUCUGUUAGAAGCUAGAGAACAACAGCAGCAGCAGCAGCAGCAGGAAAGUGUGGUUCAUCCUGGACUCGAUGGUAUGUCAGGACCGAUGAGUAUUUCAAUGACAAACCCAACAUCUCAAAACACAACCCUGCCUUCCAAGUGUCAGCGAUGUAGCACCUGUACUUGUGAUAUUGAGCCCAGUGUUAUUAAUAAUCCCAAAGGAAGCAUGCUAGAUUUAUCAGAAGUGGAUACUACUUCUUCUGGUUUCUCAGAAGGUGAGAGUCAUCUCAUUAGUAAAAGUACUCAGACAAGAGAAGAGCUGUUAGUGUCACAAGCUGAUAUUUUGGAUGACUUGACUCCAACCAUCCAUAGUAAAUGCCUUGACCUCAGCUCCCCAGUCAAUCCAUGUGACAGGAGAUUCCAGUCCACUCCAGAAUAUAAGAAGCUCUUUCAAGAAAUCUUUACUGUCUUAAAGAAAACUGUUGAUGAGAAGGAUACACAGUCUCAGCCCCCCAAGCCAUGCAAGGCAUCACAAAAAACAGAUAUUUCCACUGAAAAGAUAGUUUCUGUUCCUACUCCUUUAAGAGUUAAGGAACAUAACAAUAUCAAAUUGGAUGGACAGUCUGUGAUAUUUCCAGUAGAGGAGGAGACUGAGAAUAGGGAAUCUCUUCAGUCUGAAGGAAAAAAUGACACAAACCAGGAUAACCCAAAUGUUGGCAGUAAAUCAUUUGAAGAAAAGGAAGUGAUUAUUUUAUCUGAGCACAAUGACACAGUUUCUAGAGAGUACCCAAAUUCAAAGGAAAGAAUAGAGAAACAGAUAACAAGUACCUCUGACAGUGAACAGAACAGUGCGGAUAUCAGACCACUUCGCCCAGAUACUUUGGAUCUUAGCUCUGGGGGUGGUUCAAGACCAUCAAGUAGACAGAGACGCCGGCGAAGACAGCAACAAAUUACACAGUUGAAUCCUUGUCUUCAACAACAGCAGCCCCAGCCUGCAGACAACAGCCAAAAUGCACAUCACUCUUAUCAUGAAAGACAGCAGCAUCACAGUCAUCAGAGAUACCAAAAAAGGGACAGAGAUGGCCUUCACCAUCACAACUAUCACAACCAUAGACAACAAGAUGAUUUUCCUGACACACAUUCCCAAGAUGGAGCCCCAGCAGAGGUUAGUAAAACCAGAGUGGUUUAUAACUCAUCACGGAGUGGAGGGCGCUGUGAACAUCAUAGGUCACGAAAGCACCACAGAUCACAGCAGGAAAAUGCAGAACAGAGACAUUCAGGAUCAGACACAGAGUUAAAAAGAAAGCCAGUAACAAAAAUCAACUAUCCAUCUGUUGAAGUAGCCAGGCUAAGGAAAUUAGAGAUGACAUAUGCAGAAGUUCUCAAAAAUUCUAUGAACAGAUCUUUUUAUGACAGAAGAUAUUAAGUCCAGUGUUCUCCAAUGAUAAAUCUUUAUUGAAAUGGAAAAAUAUAUCAUAAGGUAAUGCAGAAAUAGCUUACCCAUAAAAAAAAUCUUCCUAUGUACAUAGUAAGAUCCAUAUGUACAGACUCAAGUCACUGCAUCUUCAUCAUAUAUCUUUUUUUCUCUUCUUUCUCUCUUUUAUAGAGUGCCAAGUAUAAUAUAGUUGAGUGAAGCUCAUUGUUUCUGUAUGGACUUUUACCAGCGUUAAUGGUGAACUAAAACAGGACAAUAAUUAUAGAAAAAUUUCCUUUGAACAGUUUUUGAAUUGUCAAAUGAUUGUUGUUACAGUUUAACCCGGUAGCAGCGGGGAUCGUGUUUCUUAAUGGUCCCUCCAAGCGAGAAAAAUGAGAAAAGAUCACCCCUUACACAAACCAUUUCAUAAUAUAUUUCAAAGCAUUUGUGAUCAGAUUAUGUAUCAUCUAUUUUGGGGGGUUUAUAUCAUGGCACAAAUUUGUCCCAUCGCUGCUACAUGGUAAAGCCACAAAUUUGUCCCAUCGCUGCUACAUGGUAAAGCCACAAAUUUGUCCCAUCGCUGCUACACGGUAAAGCCACAAAUUUGUCCCAUCGCUGCUACCGGGUUAAGAAGCAUGGUCGUACAAUGAUCAUUAGCUCAUUUUGUUUAUUCAUUCAGAGAUUAAAGAUUAUAUUCCUCAAUCAAUCAGAGAAUUCAAGGUGUCUUCUUUCACUUUUAUAGCACCUGUUCACCCAGUAAAGUAUAAGGAUGGACACGAGAUGAGGAGUUAUGUUGUGACCACACCAUGCAGUAGAAUCAGGUUGGUGAAAACACUCCAAGAAAUGCUGAAUCUAUUGUGAGCUUCAAUAUCAACUGCAGUAGGCUAUGUUUGGGCAUAUAUUGCCUUAUACCCUUUAUUGAAACAAGUCCAUUCCCACCCUUCAAAGAGCAAUACUGAAAUGCUCUAAGAAAAUAAUAACAUGUAUAUGCCAAAUUCUUAUGCAAACAACAUUUGGUCAGUGAAUAUUAAACAGAUGUGGUAUCAUGUUUUCUCUAGCAGACAGGUGCCAACUUUAACUUAACUGACCUCUACGGAACAGGUUAAAUAUUCAUUACCCUGUAAAUCUGUCUACUUAUAGCCAUUGUUUGUCAGUUUAAGUUAGCUUAUGUGUGCUUAGGGCCAGGAUUAUCUUUUACUAUUUUGUAUCUGUUCAAAUGCAAGUUUUAAGUACAAUAAUUAUGCUUUGAAGUGACUAGCAUUCAAAUUGAUAAUUGAAAAGACUAGUUUUGCAACUCCGUUUCACAUAAUUUUUCAUUUACAUUUUAUAAUUAUGUUGCAACAAUUGAAUAUUUAAUGCAUGUGGCUAACAACACUUUGAAAAUAUUUUUUUUUUAUAGCCAUUCAUAUCAAAUGACAUUUGUAAAUUGAUUUCACAUGACUGGAAAAAUAAAUUAAUUUUCGCUUCACAAAAUUAUACUUGAACUGUACAUUUAAAGAAAAGAAGCAUGUUUUCUGAUGACCUUUGCCAAACUUUCAUUCUGCUGUAUUUUAACCCGUGUACCUCAGUACGUCUAUGUCCAAACAUGUUUAGUGUCACUGGGUUGGUACAGGUAUUGUCCAAUUCGCAUGACCACAAAUUGGAGUAAAUUGGAGGCCGUGGCGACUUGUGGCAACAACCCUUACAUGAUCCAGAUCUAAAAUCUGGUCAGUUUAGUUUACCCUCUCAGUCUCUCUCACCCCUGGUGUGUGUAAUGGUAAAGAUGGCUAAUAAUGUACUGUACAACAGACUUGGUCAUCAGUUCUUUCCUGCUCUUGAGCAUCAGGGCUGGAUGCCAGCAGUCACAAAUAAUUUACUUUGCAAUCCAAACCAUCCAGGAACAAUCCAACACUCAUAUAUUAGUGAAAAAAAUAGCAGCUGUAUGGUUAUGAGAGGAACACAUUAAUGUACAUUCCAUGCUGUUGUGCUAGUCUCAUAAUUGGUUCACAUUUACCCAUUUCUCAGCCACUUAUAGCAUCAAGUUAACUGAAGUCGAUGGGUCAAUGAAACAAUUUUUUUUUAAGGUUAAAUGAUUACCAGACAAAAGUAAUCGGAUCCCUGUGCCUCUGACAGACCCGCGGGAUUCGGGUCCAGUAAUCAGGUCCCGCCCAGCCCUACUUGAAACUAUACAGUUGGUCAUUCUAGUCUAAUCAACCUACAUAUAUACAGUAUUGCUUAGAUAUUAUUGUAUGUUAAUUUCCAUUUAAUACCUUUGUCAAGUGCAAUAUUAUUUUAAUGAUCAUUAUGAAUAGAUAGGGCCAAGAAUUUAAAAUCCUAAGUUUUUUUUCUGUAUUCAGCACAUGCAUAUUAGGCAACUACAUUUGCUUCAUUAAAUACUGUGUAUGCACACAUGUAGUAGCCACCAUUAUUGGUUAUAUUAAAAAAUGCAGCUUAUCCAAUGCUUAUGUAAUUAUGCAUAUGGAAAACUCUUAAAAUAAAGACCUUCCCAAAUAUAA
This is a messenger RNA of Eriocheir sinensis (Chinese mitten crab), 5713 nucleotides long. RefSeq lists its product as uncharacterized. The coding region runs from base 618 to 3230 and encodes 870 amino acids. The transcript has 8 exons. NCBI's taxonomy places the organism in Eukaryota, Metazoa, Arthropoda, Malacostraca, Decapoda, Varunidae. The record is from RefSeq and is a predicted model, not a curated record.